GCGCUAAAUUACCUCAAGGAAGUUUAAUGCAGACGUUGUUAUAAGGAGCAGCAUUUCGUUUAUGGAUGGUCAUGUUUGGUGAACAUAAGUCUAUAUUUGUUUGGUUUCCUUUUGGAAAGCGGAGCGAGGUAAUUUGUAUCUGUGUCAAACUUCUCUUAUUUCUUGUAAUAUUUUACCUCCGCACGUAUAAUUGAAUGUAAUUGUAGCACAUGUUCGAGACAUGAUCACAUGUUCGUAAUAGUAGCACAUGUUCAAGACAUGAUUUCCUUUGUGCUAUGUGUGUAUUUACAUUGUUGCAUUUGUGUAUUCUUUGUGUAGUUUUACGGUGUCUAGAAGUCUACGUGUACUAUGUAUGUUGAUGCAUGGUACUUCAAGGAAAUCAACGUCGAACGGCGAUAGCUAAUAAAGACAUCAAUUCCCUACUGAACAAUCAUACUUGGUCAUGGGCGGAGACAAGGGAGGCUCCUUAAGGCUCCAGAGAGACUACAGACAAUCAAACAGAGAGAUAAUCAACCAUAGAGAGACUCAACCGUAGAGACACUCAACCAGAGAGACUACAGACAGAGACUAAUGCUGAAACAGCAGUAACCGGACAGAGGAUCAACCAGAGAGAAACACGCUUCCAGAGACUAGAUCCAGGAUCCAUAAAGACCAAACAAAGAACAAAGAGAGAGCUGAGUUAUGAAGACACAUCACUGUGAUACAUGUGGGAAGAGCCUUUCCUCAUCCAUUAACCUCAAGAAGCACACAAUGAUCCACACUGGAGAGAAACCCUACUGCUGUGACCUAUGUGGUAAAACCUUUAACCAGGCUGGCAAUUUCAGAGCUCAUAGCAGAAUCCAUACUGGAGAGAAGCCCUACAGCUGUGACCUCUGUGGUAAAACCUUUAGCCAUAGUAGCAAUUACACAUAUCACUGCAGGAUCCACACUGGAGAGAAACCCUACAGUUGUGACCUCUGUGGUAAAACCUUUAGCCGUGCUAGCAGUUACACAGUUCACCGCAGGAUCCACACUGGAGAGAAGCCCUACAGCUGUGACCUCUGUGGUAAAACCUUUGGCAGUGCUAGCAGUUACACACAUCACCGCAGGAUCCACACUGGAGAGAAGCCCUACAGCUGUGACCUCUGUGGUAAAACCUUUGGCAGUGCUAGCAGUUACACACAUCACCGCAGGAUCCACACUGGAGAGAAGCCCUACAGUUGUGACCUCUGUGGUAAAACCUUUAGCCAUGCUAGCAGUUACACAGUUCACCGCAGGAUCCACACUGGAGAGAAACCCUUCAGCUGUGACCUCUGCGAUAAAACCUUUAGCCAGACUGGCCAUUUAAAAGAUCAUAGCCGGAUCCACACUGGGGAGAAGCCCUAUCACUGUGAUACAUGUGGGAAGAGCCUUUCCUCAUCUAGUAACCUCAAGAGGCACAUGAUGAUCCACACUGGAGAGAAGCCCUACAGCUGUGACCUUUGUGGUAAAACCUUUAGCCAUGCUAGCAGUUACACAUAUCAUCGCAGGAUCCACACUGGAGAGAAGCCCUACAGCUGUGACCUUUGUGGUAAAACCUUUAGCCAUGCUAGCAGUUACACAUAUCACCGCAGGAUCCACACUGGAGAGAAGCCCUACAGCUGUGACCUUUGUGGUAAAACCUUUAGCAGAGCUAACCAUUUCAAAGAUCAUAGCCGGAUCCACACUGGAGAGAAGCCCUACAGCUGUGACCUUUGUGGUAAAACCUUUAGCCAUGCUAGCAGUUACACAUAUCACCGCAGGAUCCACACUGGAGAGAAUCCCUACAGCUGUGACCUCUGUGGUAAAACCUUUAGUCAGGCUGGCAAUCUCAGACAUCACCGCAGGACCCACACUGGAGAGAAGCCCUACAGCUGUGACCUCUGUGAUAAAACCUUUAGCCAUGCUGCCACUUUCAGAAUUCACCGCAGGAUCCACACUGGAGAGAAGCCCUACAGCUGUGACCUCUGUGGUAAAACCUUUAGCCAGGCUGGCAAUCUCAGACAGCACCGCAGGACCCACACUGGAGAGAAGCCCUACAGCUGUGACCUCUGUGAUAAAACCUUUAGCCAUGCUACCACUUUCAGAAUUCACCGCAGGAUCCACACUGGAGAGAAGCCCUACAGCUGUGACCUCUGUGAUAAAACCUUUAGCUAUGCUAACAGUUUCAAAAUUCACCGCAGGAUCCACACUGGAGAGAAGCCUUACAGCUGUGACCGCUGUGGUAAAACCUUUAGCCAUGCUAGCAGUUACACAGAUCACCGCAGGAUCCACACUGGAGAGAAGACUUACAGCUGUGACCUCUGUGGUAAAACCUUAAGCAGUGGUAGCAGUUUCAAAGUUCACUGCAGAAUCCACACUGGAGAGAAGCCCUACAGCUGUGACCUCUGUGACUAUUCAGGUAAAACAAGUACCCAUCUGAAGAGUCACCUGCAUGUCCACAAUAGAAAAACCCCAAAGCAGUGA
Messenger RNA from Hypomesus transpacificus, 2463 nucleotides. RefSeq names its product zinc finger protein 658B-like. Bases 682 to 2463 code for a protein of 593 amino acids. The record is from RefSeq and is a predicted model, not a curated record. The transcript is spliced from 3 exons. Lineage: Eukaryota; Metazoa; Chordata; Actinopteri; Osmeriformes; Osmeridae.